CGCCAUAUUGGUUGAGAAAGUCGAUGCAGAGCAAGGGGUACAAGCUGCCCCUCAUAAUCUUGAAGAGCGAAUUUUGGAUCACAACAAUCUCUCGAACACUAUUUAUGUGUCGGAAACUGUAAAGACUGUUUAACUGAGGCAGGGACAGCUCAGGGUACGCUCGCUUCGUCGUUGUUACGACUUGUCUGCAGAUUAUGACUUCCCUGACCCAGAGGAGCUCAGGCCUGGUGCAGAGGCGGACCGAGGCCUCUCGCAAUGCCGCUGCCGACAAAGAGAGGGAAUCUGGGGAUGAAGACUACGAAUCACGUCGUGGGGAUGAACUGGAAGAUGAUGACAAGGGAGAUUCCAAAGAAACUCGGCUCACGCUCAUGGAGGAAGUCCUGCUUCUAGGGCUGAAGGACCGAGAGGGGUACACUUCCUUCUGGAAUGACUGCAUCUCCUCGGGGCUGCGCGGUUGCAUGCUCAUCGAACUGGCCUUAAGAGGACGGCUGCAGCUGGAGGCUUGCGGAAUGAGGAGGAAAAGCCUGCUAGCCAGGAAGGUGAUUUGUAAGUCUGAUGCUCCUACUGGGGACGUCUUGCUGGAUGAAGCUUUGAAACACAUCAAAGAGACCCAGCCACCAGAAACGGUGCAGAGCUGGAUCGAGCUGCUGAGCGGCGAGACGUGGAACCCUUUAAAACUGCACUACCAGCUGAGGAACGUGCGGGAGCGGCUGGCCAAGAACCUGGUGGAGAAGGGCGUGCUGACCACCGAGAAACAGAACUUCCUGCUCUUCGACAUGACCACGCACCCGCUCACCAACAACAACAUCAAGCAGCGGCUCAUCAAGAAGGUCCAGGAGGCGGUGCUGGAGAAGUGGGUCAACGACCCGCACCGCAUGGACAGGCGCCUGCUGGCCCUCAUCUUCCUGGCGCACUCGUCCGACGUGCUGGAGAACGCCUUCGCCCCGCUGCUGGACGACCAGUACGACCUGGCCAUGAAAAGAGUACGGCAGCUGCUGGACUUGGACCCCGAGGGGGAGAGCAUGAAGGGCAGCACGCACGAUCUCCUCUGGGCCGUGGUGGCGGCCUUCACCAAAUGAGCCCCGCGGCGGAGGAAGCGCCGUCCCGGGACCUUGGAGCUCGGACUCCGGAGGCAGUGGUGUUUGGCACGGUCCUCCCCCCCCCCCCCCCCCCCCCCCCCCCGCGUGGCAAACGAACGGUUGACUCUGGGUCUGCAGACACGUCAUUCUGUCACAUUAACCUGGCUUGUAGAUAGACCCCCCCGCCCCCCCCCCCACCACCCCUCCCAUUCCGUGCCCUUUUAUACUCUCCGUGAGACCCUGUGUAGUUUAAUCGCUCACGUUGCUAUUCCAGCCAACUGAACUCUGACGUGAAAGUCCCGUCUGGUUUUUAAAAGCCGCUGCUUGGUGGCGGAGGGGAAUGGGGGAUCUUUUCUGGGGGUUUCGACUCGGAGAUGAUUCUGAUUUCGGCUAGGACCUACCUGGUAAAUCUGUCAUUUUUUUAUUAAAUGGAUGUUUUUUUCUUGAGUGUGCAUCCUGGGCUAAAGUACUUUAAUAUUCAACAUCAUGCCCUUGUGUGGUCAGUAAUGUUAAUAACAACUGCCCCCCACCCGCCCUUUUUUCCUUCCAUGCACCUUCUGAUCCUAACAGCACAACAAAAUGAGGUGGCCCUGGAAUCCUGUGUUUGAGAGAGGGGGGAAAGCUUUUAAAAUUUAAAUUCCAUACAUAUUUUACUCCCAAUCCUUUACAAACAAAUUACAUGUACUCGUUUUCAUAAAACAUGUAUUUACAAUAAAACGCAAAAACACUAAUUACACAUUUUCAUGUGGUUACGCCUUGUAUGUAAGGAAGAUUUAUGCUUCUGUUUGUAAUAUUGAUUAAAUCUAUGAUCUGUUUAUUUUUCUAACUUAAAUAAUCAAUGCAAAAAAAAAAUAUAUAAAUUCUAGCCAACUCAGCUGCUUGCUACUUAACAAAUCACGUUUUCAAUGGAGCGAACUUGGGGUUGGGUACAUUCCAGUGUGUUUUGUAAAUAGUUUGUAGUGUAUUCUGACACUCGUAGCCAGUUUUACGGAAUGGAUCUGGCGUGCAGUUGAGGUAUAACUAACUUUCGGUAUGAUUUGGUCUACCAUCACAAGCCAUGCCAUUCAGAUGUCGUAGUCACAACAUAGUCAGGUACUCCAGAAUACAGCUCUCAACUCCUUUUGGCUCUGCCACAGUGAAUCACAAGUUUACUUAUGGAAAUUACUCUGUAAAGGAAGCCUUUGACCAAUUAUUCAGGUUAUUUUCUUGAACUUUUCUUUUUGAAACAGAUGAAAUGUCUGUACUUUAGUUAUGAAUUGCAUAUCCUAUGCUAUAUGUCAUAUUCAUAUUAUUUUGCAUUUCACUCAUUUUAUAUUCUUUUUUUAAUGUUAUGCAAUUAUGGCUUGCUUUAUUUUAGCUACCUUCACUUUUGCGUUUAUGUAUGCAAUUUAUUGAGAAAAUAAAUAGACACUGAAUUGGAGGCAUAUAGUACACUUUUGACAGGGGGUUUAAAUGUCUGAAAGUUUUGUUAAUAUGGUCUUCAGAGUGAAAGAUACUAAAUCUAUAACUGUAGACUUGACAUUAAAGGGAUCCCUCUUCUGUAUACUGCUUUUUACCAUACAAUAAACUAAGAUCAUGGAAGUGCCUGAAAGAGA
This is a messenger RNA of Anguilla anguilla (European eel), 2674 nucleotides long. RefSeq names its product Golgi phosphoprotein 3. Gene Ontology annotation, molecular function: phosphatidylinositol-4-phosphate binding. The transcript has 4 exons. Gene Ontology annotation, cellular component: trans-Golgi network; Golgi cisterna; cytosol. NCBI's taxonomy places the organism in Eukaryota, Metazoa, Chordata, Actinopteri, Anguilliformes, Anguillidae. Gene Ontology annotation, biological process: Golgi organization; retrograde vesicle-mediated transport, Golgi to endoplasmic reticulum; Golgi to plasma membrane protein transport. The record is from RefSeq and is a predicted model, not a curated record. Bases 195 to 1079 code for a protein of 294 amino acids.